CCACAACGAAAGAGUAUUUUCAGUGUUUGGUGCACUUUUCCAGGAACGUUUACCCACCGCACCUAAAACAACAACAACGGGUCUUAUGUGGCAUAUUAAAAUCACAAUUUGCGUUAUUUGAAAUGGAUGAUAGCGAGGAAGAGGAUGAAACCGAGUGGGAGAACAGUUUUGUUGAUCCGGUCGCUGCUGCUUCUGGAUCAAGUCUCAAUAAGACAUCAGCACAAGCACCUGCACACAGAGUCAUUCUGCAUUUUGACCUGGACUGCUUCUACGCUCAGGUGGAAAUGGUCAGAAACCCAGCACUGAGAGAAGUCCCUAUAGGUAUUCAGCAGAAAUACAUCAUAGUCACCUGUAACUAUGUGGCAAGGGAGCAGGGAGUCACCAAGCUGAUGUCUUUGACUGAUGCUAAGGAGAAAUGUCCUCAGCUGGUGCUGGUCAAUGGAGAAGACCUGACGCACUACAGAGAAAUGUCCUACAAAGUGACAGAGCUGCUGAUGUCCUACUGUCCACUGGUAGAGAGGCUUGGAUUUGAUGAAAACUUCAUGGACAUUACAGAGAUGGUAGAAAGAAAGUUAGCUGAGACACCAGAGUCCAACAACUUUUCAUUUAAAGGACAUGUCUACAACCAUUUCAGUGCAGAUGUUGAAGCUCAUGAUCAUCCAAGGUUGGCUUUAGGUUCGCACAUUGCAGCAGAACUGAGGGAAGCCAUCCACAGCAAAGUGGGUCUGACUGGCUGCGCUGGCAUCGCCUCGAACAAGCUACUGGCCAAACUGGUGUCGGGCACUUUCAAACCCAAUCAGCAAACCACGCUGUUGCCGGAAAAUGUCAGCGACAUCAUGGGCUGCCUGAGCAGUCUCUGCAAAGUACCAGGGGUGGGUUACCAAACUACUAAGAGACUCCAAGCCCUGGGAUUGGUCAGUGUGAAAGAUCUGCAGCUCUUCCCACUGAAUGACUUGGUGAGAGAGUUCGGAGGUCCCACUGCUCAGCGCUUGAAGAAUCUGGCGCUCGGUGUUGAUGACUCACCCGUCACCCCUACAGGGGCCCCUCAGUCUCUCAGUGAAGAAGACUCCUUCAAGAAAAUCUCAUCAACUAAAGACGUUUUGGAAAAGAUUCAAGAACUCCUGAGCAGUCUGGUGGAGAGGAUGCAAAAAGAUGGCAGGCAGCCUCAAACCUUUCGGCUUACAAUCCGUAGAUUCUCAGCAACCAACAAGUGGUUCAAUCGGGAGAGCCGGCAGUGUCCGAUCCCCAACCACAUAGGACAGAAGAUCACCUCCGGCAGCAGUGAUGAUGCUGUGGUCCAGCUGGUCCCGUUUGCCAUGAAGCUCUUCCACAAGAUGGUGGACAGCAGCACCACUUUCCACCUUACCCUCAUCAACGUUUGCUUCAGUAACCUUCAGAUUAGGGGCACUGCUGUCGGCGGAAAGGGCUCCAUAACAUCUUUCUUCACACAAAGAACGUCUCCCGGAAAAACACAAAUCUUCUCAUCGCAAAGCCAGGAUGGUCUUUCUCAGAGUGGGGAUAGUCACUGCAUGGAUCAUCAGUUCAUUACUCAACAUGCCUCACAGAGCUCUGAGGCAGCAUUACAUGGGGUUGAAAGAAAACAGAGCCCUGUUGUUGCUGUAAAAGACCCUCCACUACAGAAAGUAUCCUGCAGCCGAGCGAGGUCAGACCCUGAUAAAACAGAUAACAUGGUGACACAUCAGUUGCCCCCAAAUGUUGACCCAGAAGUGUUCAGGCUUCUCCCUGAAGACAUCCAGGAGGAACUGUUAUCUCCUGCCUACACAAUCUCUCUCCCCAGCACCUCAGUGAGCUCAGUUUCAGUCGUUGAUGUCUCCCACUUAACAAAAAACAAGUAUCCACAGUCAUCUACAGACUCGGAUCUGACCACAGCGAAUCACCAGAGUCCUGCAGGCACAACUGUAUUUCCAGGAGAAAACAUCAUGGAAGAGGGGAGACUAUCAUUCCCCUGGUCUUCUGACUGUGAGUUUCCAGGAAAUGUGGACCCUAAGGUGUUUUCUGAGCUUCCCCCAGAUGUUCAAAGGGAGCUGAUGUCUGAAUGGAAGCAACAGAAGCCGGCCCUGAAGACCCCCUCAUGCAGGAAACCAGGGAGAAGCUUGAUGACCAAAGACAGAAAAGCUGCAGGAAAAGGCAGUCAGGCAAACAAUUUGUUCAAGUAUUUCAAACCCAGUUAGAGAAGGACAUUGCCAAGUUAUUUUGUUACGUUAUUUUUCUUAAAGAUGGAAAAUAUUCAAUUUCCUAUUGUUGAGUUCUCGUGAUAUGACAUACUUUGUAAUUGAUUGUAUUUUAUUAAGUAAAAUCUUUCAUUAAAUCCUGUUUUUAUUGGCCAAUCAGAUAUCUAUGGAAAGCAUGCCUUAUACACAUAUAUAAGUAAUAUUAAGUUGAAUACCAGUUCACAGUGUGUGUUGUUCUUUGAUAGAGGUGUAACAGGCAGCACAACAUUAAUUACAGAUGUACAAAUUGGUCAGAUAGCCACAGCUUGAUUUCUGAUGCAUCACUGAAAAACAGUAAAAUAAUGUUCAGUAACAGUAAAGGUGUUUUAAAAAUCAUGCCAAAAAUAAGAACUGCACUGAAACAAAAGAGAGAAUGUGGCUAAUACACCAGCAUUAACUGACACUAUUAAGCAAUGUGAUUUAACAAACUACUUUUUUAGUUUGAAAAAUAAAACUAAACGGAGGGUUGACUUUUUCAUUUUGAAUUAAAAUUAUAUAUUUCAAGUUUUUAGUGGGGUGUUUGUUUUUUUGUCCACCCCGUAUGCCAGUGUUAAUAUGCAUAUCAGUUGCCUUUUUGAAAAUACGAAUAUAUUGUAAAUAAAAAGCUUAUUACAGAUUUCAUUUGACAUCUACAAA
Micropterus salmoides (largemouth bass) is the source of this 2867-nucleotide messenger RNA. RefSeq names its product polymerase (DNA directed) iota (gene poli). Gene Ontology annotation, biological process: translesion synthesis. The coding region runs from base 123 to 2192 and encodes 689 amino acids. Gene Ontology annotation, molecular function: damaged DNA binding; DNA-directed DNA polymerase activity. NCBI's taxonomy places the organism in Eukaryota, Metazoa, Chordata, Actinopteri, Centrarchiformes, Centrarchidae. The transcript has 10 exons. The record is from RefSeq and is a predicted model, not a curated record.